This is a messenger RNA of Raphanus sativus (radish), 1620 nucleotides long. Its product is annotated as aspartic proteinase Asp1-like. The transcript has 9 exons. Gene Ontology annotation, biological process: proteolysis. Gene Ontology annotation, molecular function: aspartic-type endopeptidase activity. Lineage: Eukaryota; Viridiplantae; Streptophyta; Magnoliopsida; Brassicales; Brassicaceae. Bases 70 to 1470 code for a protein of 466 amino acids. The record is from RefSeq and is a predicted model, not a curated record.
UGAAGCAGCAAAUCCUCAUUUUGUUGCCUGCUGUUUCAUUUCUUGGGCUUUCCUGGGGUAAAAGAAACGAUGAAUCUCAAAAAGGAGUCAAGAAAGCUGUUUCCAUGGGUUUACUUCUUUUUCUUCUACGUUUUCCUCCUCGUCUCUGCUCGCGUUCAACCUUCGGAAGCUGCUACCAAAGACUCGCCCAAGGGACAUGUGAAGUUACAGAAUCAUCUACUUGCCUCCUCCGUCGUCUUUCCUGUCUCCGGGAACGUUUAUCCUCUUGGGUACUAUUAUGUGUUGCUUAACAUAGGAAACCCACCUAAGGUCUUUGACUUAGACAUUGACACUGGCAGUGAUCUCACCUGGGUUCAAUGUGAUGCACCCUGCAAAGGUUGCACAAAGCCACGUGAUAGUCAGUACAAACCCAAAUGCAACACUUUACCUUGUUCGCAUAUGUUGUGUUAUGGCCUAGACCUUCACCAGAGAAGACCUUGUCUCGACCCUCAGGAUCAGUGUGACUAUGAAGUUGGAUAUUCAGAUCAUGCAUCUUCUCUUGGUGCUCUCGUUACUGAUGUGUUCCCUCUGAGACUUGAAAAUGGAUCCACUACGCAUCCCCAUUUGACAUUUGGAUGUGGGUAUGAUCAGGAGAGCCCUGGUCCACACCCUGCUCCUCCAACAGCUGGUAUGCUUGGCCUUGGCAGAGGCAAAGUAAGUAUCUCAUCACAGCUUAGUUACUUGGGGAUAACCAAGAAUGUGAUUGUGCAUUGCUUAAGUCAUGACAAUGGUAAUGGCUUUCUCUCUAUCGGAGAUGAGCUUGUUCCUUCUUCUGGAGUUACGUGGACUUCUUUGGCUCUUAAGUCAACUAGUAAACACUACAUGACUGGACCAGCAGAGCUUCUCUUUAACGACAAGACCACAAGUGUCAAAGGCAUUAACUUCAUUUUCGAUAGUGGAAGCUCGUACACUUACUUCAAUGCCCAAGCAUACCAAGCGAUUCUUUCUCAUAUACGUAAAGAUUUGAAGGUUAAGGCUUUGAUGGAGACAAAAGAAGAUAAAAGCUUACCGGUCUGUUGGAAAGGCAAAGAGCCUUUGAAAUCAGUAUAUGAUGUGAAGAAAUACUUCAAGACUAUUACUUUAAGAUUUGGGAGUCAAAAGAAAGGUCAGCUGUUUCAGGUUCCACCUGAGUCAUAUCUCAUUAUCACUGAAGAAGGAAGCGUAUGUUUGGGGAUUCUAAACGGAUCUGAGAUCGGGCUCGAUAACUACAACAUCAUUGGAGACAUAUUCUUCCAAGGGAUAAUGGUAAUCUACGACAAUGAGAAGCAGAGGAUUGGAUGGAUUCCUUCAGACUGUGACAAGCUUCCCAAUGUGAACCACAACCGUAGAGGAGUUUUGUCGAAGGAGGAGGAGUAUCAAAGAGGCUUUAGUUUGAUAAGAUGGCUUUUCGCGGGAACUGAUUCUUCUAACAAGAAAGAUGGAGAGCUUUGAGGUGUUUUUUACUGGUGACAUAAAAGAUGUUUUUGGUUAUUCUGUUUCAUUGAAACAACAAAGGACAUUUAUUGUGAAUAUAUAUCUCUCGUGUAAGUCAUCAUCAGAUGUAAUAUAGAAAGGAACUCAAAGUCAUCAUCAGAUGUAAUU